CAGUUCACGCUGAUUGUGAUCAGUCCUGCAGAAAGAUGCACAGACUUGGAGCGGGUAUGUUUUUGUGUCUGUUGGAGAGUUAUCAGUCAAGGAGUUAACUGUGUUCAGUCAUUUGACUGGUCGGAUCUCAACUUUGAUACUGAAAGUUCUGGUGAUCAUCUUAAUUUUCAAGUAUUGUGCCAACUCCUCCACCUUUACAAAUAUGAUAAGAGCAAAGCUGCAAGAACUCUCCCAGCACUAUGGACUCGGGAUGGAGGAGGCACUAGAAAAAGAGAAACAGGAGUUGGAAUACAAAAAUCCUGAUGACAACCAAGGCGGGAUCCGUCGGCGCCUGCGGGACAGGGAUCUUCUUAGGAAGAGAAAGGCCGAGGCAGAGGAGAAGGAAACUAACCAGUGGGUUUAUGGAGUGGAGAGCAGGAGGAAAAGACCAAGAGGCGAGGAGAAGAGCAGCACGGGGAAGAGAGGGCGGCCACGGAAGACUGAGUCCACGCCAGAGAUUCCUGUCACUCAAGAGCAGCCGGCGCUGGUUCAAGGAGCUCCUGCAGUAGUGGUGGUGCCUGAACCUGUGGAGGUUACCCCGGCUCAGUCAUUAUCCUCUCUAACCCCCUUACUUACUGCAGGCCGUGACCCACUGGAGUCGCAACCAACAUAUGUCCCUGCUGCCCCUGCUCCCAUACCCGUCCUUGCAUCUGUCCAAAUUCCUGUUGGUACUCCACUUUUAACAUCUCCACCCGCUCCUGCUCCUGCUCCAACUGCAGCUGACCUGACCCCAGCCCUUGUUUCGGCCCCUGCUCCAGUCGUUGUCCCCAGUCUGGCUUCUUCUAAAGAUCCAGAUAUGGCUCCAGCUCCUGCUUCUGCUCAAGCUCCAGCUCCAGCUCUGUCCCAAGUCCCUGCUCCAGCUCCUGCCCCUUAUUCAGCAUCUUCCCAGCUAGAGACCCUUUACACAGAACCACAGGGCAGGGAGACCCUUGACCAGGUCCUGAUUGAAGACUUGGGUCCAGAUGAGGAGGAAGACAUCCCUCCAGCUCAAGACAAAAGAGCUGAUCAAGAUGUGAUUGAGGAGCCAUCUCUCCGUGCACCUGAACAAAAUAACAUGUUCUCAGCUCCAACCAUAUCCUCCCCACCAGCUCAAGAAUACCUCCCGGGAAAUAAAUUUUAAAAUACACUUUUCAGAUACUGCCAUUUUUCAGAACAUAAUACAAGCCUUACUGGUCACAUUUUACAUUUUGUACCAUAUUUUUGUUUGCAUAUUUUGAUGUGCAGCCUGUUAGCUGAUGAGAGAAAACAUGUCGGGACUAUGCAUUGCUUCUUGGAAAAAUGUACGAAUUGAAACCAAACCUGUAUACUUAUUUAUUCUAUUUUUUUGCUUUAUUGCGAAGCCCAUAAUUUCUAUUUUGUUGAAUACAUUUUGCAUUAAGUAUACAGCAAUCUGUGCCUACUUCUAUUUAAAAGUAAAUUGUAUACUAAUCACUGGUAGUGUAUUUGUAAUUGUGGUUCUAUUCUGUUGAAUUUUGUAAAAGUUUUCUUUUUUCAUCUAAUAAAAAAG
Molecule: messenger RNA, 1546 nt
Organism: Myripristis murdjan (pinecone soldierfish)
Lineage: Eukaryota; Metazoa; Chordata; Actinopteri; Holocentriformes; Holocentridae
Gene: hemgn
Product: hemogen
Exons: 6
Coding region: 203-1159 (318 amino acids)
Source: RefSeq, a predicted model, not a curated record